Candoia aspera is the source of this 4620-nucleotide messenger RNA. RefSeq names its product LIM zinc finger domain containing 2 (gene LIMS2). The record is from RefSeq and is a predicted model, not a curated record. The coding region runs from base 196 to 1221 and encodes 341 amino acids. The transcript has 10 exons. Gene Ontology annotation, cellular component: cell-cell junction; focal adhesion; cytoplasm. Gene Ontology annotation, biological process: positive regulation of substrate adhesion-dependent cell spreading; cell-cell adhesion; positive regulation of integrin-mediated signaling pathway. NCBI's taxonomy places the organism in Eukaryota, Metazoa, Chordata, Lepidosauria, Squamata, Candoiidae.
GUCUUGAGCCACGGGGGCGGCCCGCCACGCCAGCCAGCGCAGGGCGGAGGAGAAGACCAGACGGGCUGCGGGGCUGCUGUAGUCGGGACCGGGGUGCCCUAGCGCGCCGCUCGUCGCUCUCCCCACGGCCGGCUACGAGACAGCUGUCCCCGCACGGAAGGUCGCUGGCCAAGAGAGCUUGGACCCACGGCCGCCAUGACUGGCAGUAAUAUGUCAGAUGCCCUUGCAAAUGCUGUGUGUGAACGCUGUCGAGCCCGUUUUGAUCCUACUGAACGAAUUGUAAACAGCAAUGGAGAACUGUAUCACGAAAACUGCUUUGUCUGUGCUCAAUGCUUUCGUCAGUUUCCAGAUGGCCUCUUCUAUGAUUUUGAAGGGAGAAAAUAUUGUGAGCAUGACUUCCAGAUGCUAUUUGCACCAUGCUGUGGGGAAUGUGGUGAGUUCAUCAUUGGCCGAGUCAUCAAAGCAAUGAACAAUAAUUGGCACCCCGAAUGCUUUCGUUGUGAACUCUGUGAUGUAGUUCUUGCUGAUUUGGGCUUUGUGAAGAAUGCUGGCAGACACCUCUGUCGGCCUUGCCAUAAUCGUGAGAAAGCCAAAGGCCUGGGGAAAUAUAUUUGCCAGAAAUGUCACUUGAUAAUUGAUGAACAGCCUCUUAUGUUUAGGAAUGACUCCUAUCAUCCGGAUCAUUUCAGCUGCACCCACUGUGGGAAGGAAUUGACCGCUGAUGCCAGGGAGCUGAAAGGAGAGCUCUACUGCCUGCCAUGCCAUGACAAGAUGGGCAUUCCAAUCUGUGGGGCUUGUCGCCGGCCUAUUGAGGGUCGAGUGGUCAAUGCUCUAGGGAAACAAUGGCACGUUGAGCACUUCGUUUGUGCCAAAUGUGAGAAGCCAUUCCUGGGACACCGGCAUUAUGAGAAAAAGGGUCUGGCUUACUGUGAGACACAUUACAAUCAGCUCUUUGGAGACGUCUGCUACAACUGCAGCCAUGUGAUUGAGGGGGAUGUGGUAUCUGCUCUCAACAAAGCUUGGUGUGUAAACUGCUUCUCCUGUUCUACCUGCAACAUCAAGCUCACACUGAAGAAUAAGUUUGUGGAAUUUGACAUGAAGCCAGUGUGCAAGAAAUGCUAUGAGAAGUUCCCUUUGGAGCUGAAAAAAAGGCUGAAGAAGUUGUCUGAGCUGUCCUCCAAGAAAACACAUCCCAAAGCUCUGGAUCUGAAUUCUGCUUAAACAGAUCUCUGCUUCCUCAUGGCUGCCCUCUUCUUCCCCAGUGGUAAUCUGCUCAGUUACAGAUCACUCAAGAAUGGUUAAAGGACCCAAGACACACAGAACCUCACCAGUUACACCUUGCAAUCUGAAUGUUUUGUGCUCAGGUAUAGUGCACAGAAUCUGGCCUUUGGAAGAAAGCUGUGUGUAUACAUGAACAUGCACUAUUUUCCUUCUGUUGUAAUUGUAUUUUGUGAUUUUUCAUCUUUCUGUAUUGAGAGCCAGAUUUAUACUGUAUGUCAUGGUAUUUCGUGAAUUGUUAAAGUAAGGGGGAGGUAGGAGGUUUACCCUUUCUGAACAUUAUCUUGAAAUUGCAUGGGACUAAUGAGAAUUAAGUAGUGAUCUAGCAAUUUCAAUUAAGUCAUUAUAACAACAUGAUAAAUCUACACUGGUUUUAUUAGAUGGCUGCCCAUAUCACUGUAAUAGUGAAGCUGGAUGUGUUUAUUUUCUUAUGCCAACAACUAUUUCAGCUGCUGAAACAGCUACUUGUGCUUAAGCUAAACUUCCUUUCUACAUUUUCUCAAGCUGUAAACUAGAAACAGCAGAACAUAAGGUCUGAAUGGACCAAAGCAGCUGAGCUAGAAGCUUCUACUUUUUGAGAUACAAUGUUCCAGGCAAAUAUAGCUAGAAUGGGUAUUUGGUGGGGGCCGGGAGGUUUUUCUCAGAACGUUCAGCUGUUUCUUCCUGCUUAAUAAUGGCAUCAGUGACAAUUCUAACAGCAACAAGGUUUUAUGAACAUCAUUUGGUGUAAUCCAUAUGCUACAUCUUUACAAAUUCUCUUUAUUUCAUUGUGAUUCUGCUAAUGGCAUUCCAAAGACCUAUACUGUAUGUUGUUCUAGCAAAUACUUUGUCCCCAAAUAGUUUGGGUUUUCCAUUUUGAACCUAAAUAGUCUGUUCUCGUAACAUUGCACCAUAGUAUUUGUGUUCCUGUGUGGUCAGAACAUUUAAUGGAGCAGAAGUAAGAUGAAGAGCAAGAUGCUUAUUUGGUAAACCUUGCGGUUCAUAGUAUAAAUCAGGAAAACACUAAUUUCUCUUAAUAUACACCUUUACUAUAAUGAUUUAUCUCCGCCUGAUUAUAUUAUUGGCACUUCAUGUUUGUCAAAAUAAUAGCACAAGAGGGUUCGUUUUUUUAAAUCUGAAAUCAUACUUUAAGUAUAAAAGAAAAGAGGAAGAAAGUAUUUCCCAGGGACUGGCAUAAUGUUUAUACAUAGGGUAAGAGCAGCAAGCACAUUCUCACAGAAUGGAUCGCUUUCGUCGAGAGCUCCCUGCGUGAUCCAGUAAGGUGCUUGAGCUUAUGUGUCUGUGCAGUGCCAUAUCCGUUUAAGCGAAGUAAACAAAGCCUUAUGUUUAUGCGGCCUGCUCAGUCCAUUAAAAUGCUGGAACAACACUUGCAUUAGAAAAGUAUAUGAGCACUGGGGCUCCAGUUUUGCUAGAGCAGCAGAACUGACUGAUUACAUUGCUGAAGAACAAUGCACAAAUGCUAGUCAGAAGUACCUUGACGCUUAUAUAGCUAUUUAGCCGUACGUGAGAUAGGCAGUUAAUUGAAUAAAUGAAUAAAUAAAUUUAUUGCAGUGAUGUUAACUUCUGAGGUCAGGUUAGGUGGUCUCCCACUUCUUACUAAAAUAGCUUUUAAUCACUUUUUUUACAUAACAUAGGCCAGAAGACUGAAGGCUUUUCCCCCCUCAAUGGUGUUAUCGCAACCAGAAGCAAGUCAAAACACAAACCCCGCUGCACCACCCUACCCUGAAAAACAUGAAGUCUAACUAUACAGCCUGAUUCUUACAAAUUCUUACUCCUUUACAUACCCACAGAUAUAAAUGGGUGGGUGCCAUAAUGGGACAGAUUUCCAGUUCAUUGUGUCAUAUUGGGAAAUCAGGACCAGCAUUUCAAAAUAUGCUUUCUACAAUUCAUUUAAAAUGUAGGAAUAUUCAGUGAGAUGGCAGCUUUGAAGUGCAAUGUUACAUGAAUUAUAUAUGGAAUUAUUGUCAAAUAAUCAUUGUACUAAUUUCUGGGUUAUCUAAACAAGUGCCUUCUUCUGCAAUGUCCUUUUAGGGUGCAUAUUCUAAAUAUGGAAUCUGUUCCUUGAAACUUUUUAUCUCAUGUCCCACUCUAGUGGAAAUGACAUGACAUGGCUUUUCUAUGACUGCCUGAUGUGGUAAACAGCAAUCCUGAGCUAUAACACAGAACUGAGUUUUGUUAGCACUUUUCUGCCCUUAAAAUCUUUCCAUUUUUUGUCCAUAAGAGCAUUAGUGAAGGAAGUAAGCAUGCUUUUCUACAAUGACAUAACAAAGUAUUGGCAAGAUAUGCAUUAGAACACACAUUUGAAAUGAAUGUGGGAAUAUAUAUAGGAAUUAAAUGUAUAUUGCAGUAUGACUAGAGCUCAUUAGCAUCUAUAGAGUGUCCUUCAUUUGCCAUCAUUUAUCAUCAAACAAAUCAUAGUGACAUAAAGUUCACUACAUAAUUACUAACUGCAAUCAGUUGAUGAAGGAGAAAGAAGAAACGCUUUCACAGUUUGUAAGCUAUUUAAAAACUCUGAAAUAGAUCAGAGCAUUUGAUAUACUGUAUAUGAGAAGCGUGAGAAAUACCAUGGAACAGCUGAAAAUAGUAGCUUCUUCACUGAUCAUAAGCAUAUUUUUCACUCCAAAAACAUUCAAUAGUUGAUGCCACUGUUACCCAGCACAUGACAAAUAAAACUUGCUUUAAAUCCAAUCCAAAUAUGUCAAAAAUUAUAGACAAAAAGCAAACUAGGUUCAUAUUGAGUAUGCUAUUCUUUCUACAACAAUACCUUGAAUGUACAGUAGAUGCACCAUGCUUGCUUGCACUAUAUUGUUACAGUAAAUAUUUUUUACAUAUUUUAUGCACACUUCCUUUAUCUAAACUUAGGAUUCCUGAAGUUAGCAAAUAAUCCUGAAAUUAACUUUUAUUAACCACUGCAAUGUACCCAUUCGUUAUCAUGCAGUACUGUUGGCAUUGCUAAAUAUUUUGCAAGAGAUAAUCUUCAAUUGAAAGGAACUGCAGGCAUUAAAAUAUUAGAGCACAUUGUGACUAACAGCACCAUCUGAUACAUACAUUUUCAAGGUAACUCCCUCAACUAUUUAGACCACCCUUGACUAUUAGCAUGUAAACCACUUCAGUGUGUAAGGUUAGAUGGAAAGUUUUCAUGUUGUGCAAGAUUCUGAUUACCUUUCAGUGUGUGGAUGUAAAACUUUUUACAAAGUGGGCACACAUUUUAAAAUAUUUUUGCUCCGUAGUAAUUUCUCUAGCAAAAAGGUAAUUUCUGCUGGGUUAAAAUAUUGUAUUUACUAUCUAUAUUUGGAAUGAUAAACACGGUUAUGUAUCUUUUAAAUAUAACAUUAAAAGUUG